AUGUGCUCCUCCUCACUCUCCUCCUGCUCCUCCUCCUCACUCUCCUCCUCACUCUACUCCUGCUCCUCCUCCUCACUCUCCUCCUCACUCUCCUGCUCCUCCUCCUCACUCUCCUCCUCACUCUCCUGCUCCUCCUCCUCACUCUCCUCCUGCUCCUCCUCCUGCUCCUCCUCCUCACUGUCCUCCUCCUCCUCACAGACCUCCUUCUGUCUCGAUUUGAGUUUCUGUUGUUUCUGUAAAGUCUGCUCUGAGACUGAACAGGACAGAGCUGAGGAGGAGGAGGAGGAGGAGGUGUGUGAGGAGGAGGAGGAGGAGGAGGAGGAGGAGGUGUGUGAGGAGGAGGAGGAGGAGGUGUGUGAGGAGGAGGAGGAGGAGGAGGUGUGUGAGGAGGAGGAGGAGCAGCUGCUCAGAGACCUGGCCUCAUCACUCACCUCCUCCUCACACACCUCCUCCUCACACACCUCCUCCUCAUCACUCACCUCCUCCUCAUCACUCACCUCCUCCUCCUCACUCACCUCCUCCUCAUCACACACCUCCUCCUCAUCACUCACCUCCUCCUCCUCACUCACCUCCUCCUCAUCACACACCUCCUCCUCACUCACCUCCUCCUCCUCACACACCUCCUCCUCACUCACCUCCUCCUCCUCACACACCUCCUCCUCACUCACCUCCUCCUCCUCACACACCUCCUCACUCACACACCUCCUCCUCACUCACACACCUCCUCCUCACUCACCUCCUCCUAAUCACUCACCUCCUCCUCCUCACACACCUCCUCCUCACUCACCUCCUCCUCAUCACACACCUCCUCCUCACUCACCUCCUCCUCCUCACACACCUCCUCCUCACUCACCUCCUCCUCCUCACACACCUCCUCCUCCUCACUCACCUCCUCCUCCUCACACACCUCCUCCUCCUCACUCACCUCCUCCUCAUCACACACCUCCUCCUCACUCACCUCCUCCUCCUCACACACCUCCUCCUCCUCACACACCUCCUCCUCACUCACCUCCUCCUCCUCACUCACCUCCUCCUCAUCACACACCUCCUCCUCACUCACCUCCUCCUCCUCAUCCACUCCACCUCCUCCUCCUCACUCACCUCCUCCUCCUCACUCACCUCCUCCUCACUCACCUCCUCCUCCUCACUCUCACCUCCUCCUCACUCACCUCCUCCUCCUCACACACACCUCCUCCUCACUCACCUCCUCCUCCUCACCUCCUCCUCCUCACACACACUCCUCCUCCUCACUCACCUCCCCUCCUCCUCACACACCUCCCUCCCUCACCACCUCCUCACACACCUCCUCCUCACUCACCUCCUCCUCCUCACCUCCUCACACACACACCUCUCCUCACUCACCUCCUCCUCACACACCUCCUCCACACCCUCCUCCUCACCACCUCCUCACACACCUCCUCCUCACUCACCUCCUCCUCACUCACACACCUCCUCUUCCUCACUCACCUCCUCCUCACACACCUCCUCCUCGUCAUCACACACCUCCUCCUCCUCCUCACCCCUCCUCACACACCUCCUCCUCCUCACACACCUCCUCCUCACUCACCUCCUCCUCACUCACACACACCUCCUCUUCCUCACUCACCUCCUCCUCACACACCUCCUCCUCCUCGCUCACCUCCUCCUCACCCCUCCUCACACACCUCCUCCUCCUCACACACCUCCUCCUCACUCACCUCCUCCUCACACACCUCCUCCUCCUCCUCACACACCUCCUCACACACCUCCUCCUCACUUACCUCCUCCUCACUCACACACCUCCUCUUCCUCACUCACCUCCUCCUCACACACCUCCUCCUCGUCAUCACACACACCUCCUCCUCCUCCUCACCCCUCCUCACACACCUCCUCCUCCUCACACACCUCCUCCUCCUCCUCCUCCUCCUCACCCCUCCUCACACACCUCCUCCUCCUCACACACCUCCUCCUCACUCACCUCCUCCUCACACACCUCCUCCUCCUCACACACCUCCUCACACACCUCCUCCUCACACACCUCCUCCUCACUCUCCUCCUCCUCACACACCUCCUCCUCACUCACCUCACAUAAUCACACACCUCCUCCUCACUCACACACCUCCUCCUCCUCACUCCUCCACACACCUCCUCACACCUCCUCCUCCUCACACACCUCCUCUUCCUCACUCACCUCCUCCUCACACACCUCCACCUCCUCCUCACUCACCUCCUCACACACCUCCUCCUCCUCACACACACCACCCUCAUCCUCCUCACACACCUCCUCCUCACACACCUCCUCCUCACACCUCCUCCUCACACACCUCCUCCUCCUCACACACCUCCUCCUCACUCACCUCCUCCUCACUCACACACCUCCUCUUCCUCACUCACCUCCUCCUCACUCACCUCCUCCUCCUCCUCACUCACCUCACCUCCUCCUGCUCCUCCUCACUCACACACCUUCUCCUCCUCACUCACACCUCCUCCUCACUCACCUUCUCCUGCUCCUCCUCCUCACAGACCUCCUCCUCCUCACUCACCUCCUCCUCAAUCACACACCUCCUCCUCACUCACACACCUCCUCCUCACACACCUCCUCACACCUCCUCCUCCUCACACACCCUCCUCUUCCUCACUCACCUCCUCCUCACACACCUCCUCCUCCUCACAUCACUCCUCACACACUCCUCACGUAUCACACACUCUUUUUUUUUUUGUUUUUACAACAACACAACACCUCCUCCCUCCUCGCACUCAUCGGUCAACACACUUCCUCCUCAAUCACGCGCCGCAACUCCAUCACACCGACCUCUCACCUUCCCUCACCGAAUCCGCCCCCCUCACACACUCCUAUUCCUCACUCACUCCUCACAACCCAAACAAACGACAAAAAACCCCUCCUCCUUCCACCUCCUCCUCUCCAUCGACUCACCUCCUCCCACAAAACAAACUCUCCUCCUCCUACACACACCUCCCAGAGGAACCUCCUCCUCUUGUAUACCUCUUCCUUCCUCCUCACACAUCCGCCUCACUCACACCUGA
Messenger RNA from Knipowitschia caucasica, 3024 nucleotides. Lineage: Eukaryota; Metazoa; Chordata; Actinopteri; Gobiiformes; Gobiidae. The record is from the annotation of a GenBank genome assembly.